AUGGGUCAGCUGCAGGAGCUGGUGCGUCCCGGCGAUGGAGGCGGCGGCGGUGGUGCGGGCCUUGCUUUGGCCGCACCAUCCAUUGCAGCGACACCAGCGGCACCACUCAUGGACAUGAGCACGGCCAAGCCCGGUGUAGCGCGGCAAGCGAAUCGCACGCGCCUCCAGAAGCGACACGACAGCAACAGCUUCAAGUUGCGCUUCCAGCGUGAACUGAGUAGCCCCGUGCUGGACUGGAGCAAUGGCUGCGGCGGCAAUUGGACCGGGCCCGACGACCUCACCAGGCGCCUGAGGCCACCCGACAAUCGCUGCGCCCAUCACAAAAAGCUGCUACGCACACUGCAGAACAAUACGGGCCGUGAGCUGCGGCAAAUGCAGAAUGAGAACAGACGCCGCAAAUCAGUGCACUCGGUGAAGGCGCAGGACACAGCGGCCAAUCAGGCGAUCGACAUCUCGAAGCACAAGACGUGGGAUCUGCACAGCAGCCAAUACAGCUUUCUGCCCAGGCUGAAUGUCAGUGCUCCGAAGCUAUCACUGCGGCGCGCACAUGACGAUCUGCAGUUCUACGUGGCCGCAUUCAGCUAUCUGCGGCACGCCCAGUUGCACUGGGACUAUGAGAAAUUACAGAAGCAGAGCGCGCUGUCGGCCGAGCUGAUGCGCCUUCGCAGCAGCGCCCGCCUCGUCCUCUGCAUCGUUGAGGAGGCGAUCAAUGGCAGCAGUCGGCUGUAUCCGUCACACCACAAACGUCAGCGCCACAAGCCGCUGCUGCUGACGGUGCCGCGUGUGUCGAUGGAGAAGCGGCUGCAGAAGCUGAAGACGCCGGUGGUGGAGCUGCAUCGGCAGGCGGUGCUGGCCGCGCGCUAUCAGCACGCCGCAGAGCCCAGGCAGCCGGACAGCCUGGAUCUGCGGUUCCUCAAGUACCAGUACAUCCAGUACCUGAAGCACAUGACCAAGCUGCUGGCCAAGAAUCGCAAAAGGGACUGCAAGGACAGUCCGCCGGCGAAGGCGCGACAAAGGCAGCGACCGGCGUAA
Molecule: messenger RNA, 1032 nt
Organism: Drosophila hydei
Lineage: Eukaryota; Metazoa; Arthropoda; Insecta; Diptera; Drosophilidae
Exons: 3
Coding region: 1-1032 (343 amino acids)
Biological process (GO): embryonic development via the syncytial blastoderm; cell surface receptor signaling pathway via JAK-STAT
Source: RefSeq, a predicted model, not a curated record